AACUCAUUGGACAGCAUACCGGCCUCCCUUCUUGACUUUCAACACAAAAAAACACACUUAAAUAUACCCUUCACAGUGAAACAUCCUCAAAGAAAAAGAAAAUCUAAUGCCUACCCUUUCUUCUUCCAUUUGCCUUCCUUUCCUGCUCCUUGCUGGCUUCAUCGCCAUAGCCGCUGAAGCACAAGUCCCUGCAAACCAGACCUUCAAAUUCAUAAACCAAGGCGAAUUCGGAGACCGAAUUAUCGAAUACGACGCAUCCUACCGCGUCAUACGAAAUGAUGUUUAUACAUUCUACACCUUCCCCUUCCGCCUCUGCUUCUACAACACCACCCCCGACGCCUACAUCUUCGCCAUCCGAGCCGGAAUCCCCAAUGACGAAAGCCUCAUGAGGUGGGUGUGGGAUGCCAACCGCAACCGCCCCGUUCGCGAAAACGCCACCCUCUCUUUCGGGAAGGACGGAAACUUGGUCCUCGCCGACGCAGACGCGCGCGUGGCGUGGCAAACGAACACCGCCAAUAAGCGCGUCACGGGAAUCAAGCUACUCCCCAACGGAAACUUGGUGCUUCACGACAAGAACGGAAGAUUCGUGUGGCAAAGUUUUGAUUACCCUACUGACACUCUCCUCGCUGGCCAGUCCGUUAGAAUCAACGGCCGGAGCAAGCUUGUUAGCCGUACAUCUGACGUGGACCCCUCCGACGGACCGUACAGCAUUGUUCUUGACCGCAAAGGGUUCACCAUGAAACUAAACAGCUCCGGUCAGCUUCUUACGUACGGCGGCUGGCCGGACAGAGACUUGGGCAGCACGGUGACUUUUGAUGUAGUGCCAGAGAAUGACAACGCCACCGCUUACGAGCUCGUCCUUACUGUAAACCAAGACAGUACUAAUGCUCCGCCGCCAAGCCGCCGCCGCCGCAUCCUACAAGUACGGCCGAUCGGCAACGGACAGCAACUGAACCUGAACAAGCUCAAUUACAAUGCCACGUAUUCAUUCCUUCGGCUCGGCUCCGACGGAAAUCUCAAGGCGAUGACUUACUACGACAAAGUAAGUUACUUAAAAUGGGAAGAGAGCUUUGCGUUCUUUUCGGGAUAUUUUGUCAGAGAAUGCGCGCUGCCGGCGAAGUGCGGAGCUUAUGGAUUAUGUGACAAGCGGAUGUGCGUGGCGUGCCCGAGCCCGAAAGGUCUUCUGGGUUGGAGCGAGAGCUGCGCGCCGCCGAAGUUGGCGCCGUGUAAGAGCGGCGGCGCCGUAGCAAAGGCGGAUUACUAUAAGAUCGUGGGGGUGGAGCAUUUCUUAAACCCGUAUUUGGAUGACGGUGAGGGUCCGGUGAAGAUUGGGAAGUGCAGGGAGAAGUGUGAUAAAGACUGUAAAUGUGCAGGUUUCAUCUACAAGGAAAAUACUUCCAAGUGCUUGCUUGCGCCACCGCUGCUUGCGACUCUCAUCAAAGCUGUCAAUACUUCUGUCGGAUACAUCAAGUACUCCAAGUAGAAGAAGGGCUUAUGUUUUCGUAUUUAGUAUUUUGUUGCUUUUUUUUUUUUUAAAAAAAAAACUAAAAUAAAAUGCUAUUAAGC
Molecule: messenger RNA, 1566 nt
Organism: Corylus avellana
Lineage: Eukaryota; Viridiplantae; Streptophyta; Magnoliopsida; Fagales; Betulaceae
Product: EP1-like glycoprotein 2
Cellular component (GO): plant-type cell wall
Source: RefSeq, a predicted model, not a curated record